This is a messenger RNA of Prunus armeniaca (apricot), 348 nucleotides long. The record is from the annotation of a GenBank genome assembly. Lineage: Eukaryota; Viridiplantae; Streptophyta; Magnoliopsida; Rosales; Rosaceae.
AUGGGUGGAGUUGCUCUUACAUCCGCCAUGUCUCCUAUGGUGUUUGUUCCCUCUACUCCUUCUAGGGCAGAUAUUGCCAUUCUCCAACAAUCAGGUAAUAUUGGUCUAUCUCUCCUUACUAUUGAUUCUCAAAAGGACCAUGUCUGGUUUCUUGAUUCUGGAGCUACUGAUCAUAUGAAUUUUGAUGCUUCUCUUCUUCACCAUCAUUGUUCUCCUGCUUGUUUUACUGUUGAUAAUGCCAGUGGUGUGCCCUCUCUGGUCACUAGUGUUGGAAGCAUUGAUUUGACUCCCUCUCUCACAUUGGACCAUACUUUAUUGAUUCCUACGCUCUUUGUUAUAUAUCCGUAA